CUGGCACUCGGCCGGUAGUACGGGGGGGGGGACCAUCCCGCUUUUCUCGCAUUCUCAAGUCUCCAGCCUUGCAGCUCGAAGACACCAGCCGCGACAAGACACCACCGACAUUGUUAUUGUCAACCACAGCCGCAACGAUGGCGGCCCCUACUGAUCAGUUUUACCUCCGAUACUACUCUGGCCAUUCUGGACGGUUCGGACACGAGUUCCUGGAAUUCGACUUCCGCGUUCUCGGCGAUGGAAGAAGCGCAGUUGCGCGUUACGCGAACAACUCCAACUACCGAAACGACAGCCUGAUUCGCAAAGAGAUGUGCGUCAGCGCUCUUAUCAUUGACGAGAUCAAGCGCAUCAUCAAGACAAGCGAGAUCAUGAAGGAAGACGACUCCAAGUGGCCACAAAAGAACAAAGACGGACGCCAAGAACUCGAGAUUCGGCUGGGCAACGACCACAUUUCUUUCGAGACCGCUAAGAUUGGGUCACUGGUCGACGUGACCGAGUCGGCCGACCCCGAAGGACUGCGAGUGUUCUACUAUCUAGUGCAGGAUCUGAAGGCUCUGGUUUUCAGCCUGAUUGCCCUGCACUUCAAGAUCAAGCCCAUCUAAACGGGACGAUGUUGAUGGCGGCGACAACGAGGAAAUUGGAGAUACCCGGGACAACUGGCCAGCGGUUCCCACGUGAGGGGGGCUACGAGACAACCAUGACGAAAGACCGCAUGUGACCUGCGGCGCAACAAUUUUCCUCUCUUUCUAGAAGAUGAGAAAAACACGCAUGUUGGACGCAUGGAGGUGAGGGUUCUUGGACCCUUCCAGCUCAGACGAUGAGCUGGCGAACGGACGGACGGGCAGGCGGACAAUUCAGGAGUCCUGCCCGUCGUCCCAUAUUUUGAGGUAGACUUGACGAGACUGCAUGACCUGCGGUCAUGUGUCCCCUGGAAAAAAAAUUUACGAGAUAUGUUUUUCGCCU
Molecule: messenger RNA, 963 nt
Organism: Colletotrichum destructivum
Lineage: Eukaryota; Fungi; Ascomycota; Sordariomycetes; Glomerellales; Glomerellaceae
Product: Putative Mago nashi protein
Exons: 6
Coding region: 138-602 (154 amino acids)
Biological process (GO): RNA splicing
Cellular component (GO): nucleus; exon-exon junction complex
Source: RefSeq, a predicted model, not a curated record